Messenger RNA from Cydia pomonella (codling moth), 2445 nucleotides. RefSeq lists its product as uncharacterized. The coding region runs from base 357 to 1580 and encodes 407 amino acids. Gene Ontology annotation, molecular function: protein binding. The transcript has 7 exons. The record is from RefSeq and is a predicted model, not a curated record. Lineage: Eukaryota; Metazoa; Arthropoda; Insecta; Lepidoptera; Tortricidae.
UUAUGCUGAAGCUACACCAUAAGGUACCUUACACACCUACACCUUAUAAAACAAAGUCUGUCCGUUUGUAUGUAUGUUCGCGAAAAACUCAAAAACUACUGAACGGGUUUUCAUGCGGUUUUCACCUAUCGAUAUAGUGAUUCUGGAGGAAGGUUUUAGCUAUAAUUUGUUAACGCUUGCAAAGCCGGGGCGGGUCGCUAGUCACAUCAUAUUAUUAAAAAAACAGCCGAACCUUAUUGAAUAGAAGACAAAAAAAAUAAUGGUUUAUAAGGGUACACAGAUUUAAAUCAAGUAGGUAUAGUUUUAAAUAUUUUAACACCAUCAUUAUUUAUGGUAUUCAGUAGGUAACUGUGGUAAUGACCUUACCAUCAAAUAACCGCCAAUGUUUUAUACACUGUUUUUCCUUCCGUAAAAUCCUUGUUAUAACAAUACAUAUCAUUACAUUUAUUACACACAAAGUGAUUGGGACGCUGCCACUAUACACAUCAACCAUGUCUCUUCAGUAUUUUAUAUUAUUAAUUUGCUUAUUUUUAUUUGAAGCAACGGGGCAGACGACGAAUUGGUUUGAAACUACAACCUUUGCAGAAGUGCUUACCACGGAAUCGACCAACGUGACAGAGGAAAGAAAUACGUCGUGCACCGAUGGCAUGUGGCAGUGCGAAAACGGUGGCUGCAUCUCCAACACAGCGUUGUGCGACGGUUUGAUCGACUGCAGGGACGCCUCCGACGAGUAUUGGAAGACCUGUAACAGUUCAAAUCAGAGACUUUUGUUCGGCCUACUGCUUCACUGCGUGUCAGAAUCCGAGAAUCACAAGAAAGUAUGCCCUCAAAUCUGCCACGACGCACCUGAGUUUUGUUACUACGCCCUUAUAUCUGAUAAUGAAAAGAAGAACUUAGGUUUAUGUGUUUUGCCGGAGUAUCCGAAGAACGGUUUAUACAAGAUAAUACCGUCCAAGAAUGGAAACUCUUCAACUUCAAAUAGCUUCCGUCUGAAAUAUGACUGCGUGGAACCGUUUGUUAUAGUGGAGAAAGAAAAACACGAGUGCAUUGACGGUAAAUGGAGUAAUGAUGAUGACAAACGUUAUUGCUCAGAGGCUUGCGAACUAAAAUCGUACAAGAAUGACAACUUUACUUUUACCUGCCCAAAGGAUAUAGACGGAAAUGAAACAUGCAAAGACUAUGUGGCCAUCAAUACAACUGUUACAGUAAAAAGGGCUUUUGAGGAUCCCGAAGACCAGAAAACGAACAAGAAGACAGUCUCCGUGGAAUUAUUCUGUCCGACUAGCCAGGAAAUCAACAUAUCCAGGGACUGUGUCGAUGAGGUGGACAAAAGACAGCAGGUUUUUGAAAGUCCGACCAUGACCAAGUUGUACCAAUAUGAGGCUGAAUUCAACAAGUACAAAUCUAAUGAUACUUCCAUUGAAUUUAUGGAAUUGGUAGGAAACUUCAAAGAAUUUGAGAUAGUAGUUCGAGAAGAGUUGGGCGAGAUGCACGAAUUGGCCGAACAAUGUGAUAUGUCACUAGAUUUGUUAUUGGCGCAUCUGCAAAGGAAGAAAGGAGAACAAGGAAACAAAAAUUAAUAAUGUUUACGAUAUUUAAACAAUCUAGGUUUUGGUGAAAUUUUUUCGAGAAUUUCAAGAAAGAAAUAAUAAAUAAAACUAGGGAAGUUCAAUCCUAUGAAUUUGCUUAGAACUCCAUUGGAUUAGGUAUAGAAAACAUAAUUGUAAAAUGAAUAAAGUACUUAAAGUUACAAUGAAUAUGUAAUUGUACAAUAAUAAUAAUAAUAGUAGUAGUUACAAUAAAUAUAAAUAUGUAUUGCCAUUUAUGUUUUGCAUGAUGGUAAAAUCGUUGAACAGGAGACUGACGGCCUGAUUCGAAUACGAUAACGAUAAGUUCUGGUUCGGAUAAGUUCUCAUUUAGACAUCAUUUGUAUGUCGUAUAAUUGACAGAAGCAGCUCAAUUCAGGCAACCAAUGUCACUUUGACGUUAGAAAUAUCGUAGAUAGAUCUUAUUGGGAUCACAGCGGAAUUGAAAUAAACCUCAAUUUUGACAUGUCGUUUAGUUAUCGCUCUUUUAAAGAUCUUUCCAAGAUCUUGAAAAUGAAAAUAAUUUAUUUGAAAAAAACAACAAUUUUAAAAUUAAUAUUUGACAUUAGUAAUUUGUUGUCCCAAAGAGGAUACCACUCAGCACGUGUCGGAGCACUCAGUGCAACGACGCUAAUGUUAAACGUGUCUUAAUCAUUCUUCGAAUCGGGCCGUGAGGUAUGACAUGACGGCUAGAUAACAAUAUCAUCUCUGUAACCUAUAACUCAUGCACAGAGAGUAAAAUAUAUGAAAUUAGAAAAAUAAAUCAACUGUCUAAUUAUAAAGAAGUCAUCCGAACUUCCAAUAUCGACCUUUUUUUUAAAAAUAUUGAUUACAUAUUACAUAAAUAUAUGUGUGAGAA